GCUGACCUUCCAGGAGUUAGCUCGCCGUUCUGUUGGUGUGUCGUUUUGUGUGUUUCUCUCUCUCUCUCUCUCUCUCUCUCUCUCUCUCUCUCUCUUUCUCACAGCAGAUCACUAGGAGAUAGAAGGCAGGUGAUCUCUCCUACGUCCAGGUCAGCAGCUUCACAGCUAUGGCGGCUGCUGUCGCGCCGGCGCCGGCUGAGACGGCAGCGGAGACGCAGCCUGUUCCUGUUAAGCGCGCACUCAUCACGGGUAUCACCGGGCAAGAUGGGUCUUAUUUGGCGGAAUUUCUGCUGAGCAAGGGGUACGAAGUCCACGGGAUAAUUCGACGGUCGUCUAAUUUCAAUACCCAGAGAAUUAAUCACAUCUAUGUGGACCCCCAUGCCGCUGGCGCCAGGCUGAAGCUUCAUUAUGGCGAUUUGUCCGACAGCAAUUCCUUGCGGAAGCUGAUUGAUGUAGUGAAUCCCGACGAGGUGUACAAUCUGGCGGCUAUGUCCCACGUGGCAGUGUCUUUCGAGAAUCCCGAGUACACGGGCGACGUGACAGGGACCGGAGCGCUGCGACUGCUGGAAGCCGUCCGAUCUCAUAUCCGAACGACCGGUCGCAAGGUGAAGUACUACCAAGCCGGGUCGUCCGAGAUGUACGGAGCCACCCCUCCCCCCCAGAGCGAGACCACCAAGUUCCAUCCCCGUAGUCCUUACGCCGUCGCCAAGGUCGCUGCCCAUUAUUACACCGUUAAUUACCGCGAAGCGUACGGGUUGUUCGCCUGUAAUGGCAUCUUGUUUAAUCAUGAAAGCCCGAGGAGAGGCGAGAAUUUCGUCACUAGGAAAGUGACACGUGCCGUCGGGAGAAUCAAGCAUGGAUUGCAGAAAAAACUCUAUCUUGGUAAUCUGAAAGCGUCGAGGGAUUGGGGAUUUGCAGGCGAUUAUGUGGAGGCGAUGUGGUUGAUGCUCCAGCAAGAUGUGCCAGACGACUACGUCGUUGCGACAGAGGACUCGCACACUGUGGAAGAGCUUCUCGAAGAAGCGUUUAGCUAUGUCGGACUCAAUUGGAAGGAGCACGUGGAGAUUGACCCCAAGUAUUUCCGGCCUAGCGAAGUAGAUAACCUGCGGGGAAGUGCAGCGAAAGCGCGGGCGAAGCUUGGAUGGAAGCCGCGGGUUCAUUUCAAGGAACUCGUGAAAAUGAUGGUCGAAAGCGAUCUAGAGCUCGCGGCGCGAGAGAAGGUCCUCGUUGAGAAUGGAUUUCUUAAUCUCACUAUUUAAGUCGGAAAAAAAAAAGUCGGCGAAAUCUGGGGAAGGAAAAGGGAAAGGGAAUAGUAAUUGUGUUGUUCUUCUCGAGAAGCUCGCCAAGGUGAUGCCGAACAGAGAGCUUGCAUCACGAACGAACGCGAGAGAGAGAGAGAGAGAGAGAGAGAGAGAGAGAGAGAGAGAGAAUAAUUGUGUUCUAUUCGAGAAUCUUGUCAAGGUGAUGGCGAACGGAGAGCUAGAGCUUGCACCACGAGAGAGAGAGAGAGAGAGAGAGAGAGAGAGAGAGAGAGAGAGAGAGAGAGAGAGAGAGAGAGAGAGAGAGAGAGAGAGAGAGAGAGNAGAGAGAGAGAGAGAGAGAGAGAGAGAGAGAGAGAGAGAGAGAGAGAGAGAGAGAGAGAGAGGAGUUUAAGGAGAACUACUUUUGCGAGGAUUGUUGUUGAAUAAUUGGGGAAAGAGAUGCAUUCUCUUUUUCCAAGGACUAGGCCGACCCUCUACACGAUGACGAGUGGCAAGAGGAGAGUGUGAGCUGAUGUCCUUCAUCAUCGCUUGGCCAGUCCGAGGUCUUGCUUGCAUUCUUGACCAUGGUUAGACUGGUGGCUGAACGUGUACGUGCGGACUCAGUAAACCACAGUUGCCGCCCGUUAUCCUCCAUCGUCAGCUUACCGUUAUCCACCGUCAACCACCGUUAUGAUCCACAGUGACUCCUAGUUAUCCACCGUUAUCCACCGUCAACCACCGUUACGAUUCACAGUGACUCGUAGUUAUCCACAGGUAUGCACACUUGCCUUGUCCGCAGUUGUCCCACCGUUAUUCAUUUUUAACCACUCCACCGUUAUCCACCGUUAUCCACCGUUAUCAAAAGGCAUUCCGAGCGUGCGACGAAGGUUUUCAAUGAGCCGCGACGAGCUUCUUUCUCGUAUCCACUCAACCGUUAUUUACCGUUAUCCACCGUUAUCCACCGUUAUCGAAAGUCAUUUCGAGCGUGCGACUAAGGUUUUCAAUAAGCCAUGACGAGCUUCUCGUCCUUUUUUUUUUUUUUGAAGUUUCUCUUUUCUAAUUCUUUUUCCGAUAAUGAAAGGGUACUUUUUUC
Chara braunii is the source of this 2334-nucleotide messenger RNA. NCBI's taxonomy places the organism in Eukaryota, Viridiplantae, Streptophyta, Charophyceae, Charales, Characeae. The record is from the annotation of a GenBank genome assembly.